Molecule: messenger RNA, 2340 nt
Organism: Lecanosticta acicola
Lineage: Eukaryota; Fungi; Ascomycota; Dothideomycetes; Mycosphaerellales; Mycosphaerellaceae
Source: the annotation of a GenBank genome assembly
AUGUACUUCACGGUGUAUAUCAUCUUGCCGUCGGAGCCCAACGUUGCAACGCGGUCCACUGCCAACAGCAACAAGCCAGAGAAUGCGUGGACAUCCAUCAGCGUUCCCUACAAGUCGGGACAAACGCUUGACGACCUCGUGCACGCCGCAGACGAGCGAGUCGCGAGCAAACUCGGCAGUGGUGUACUCGCUGGCUACGACUGUGGCCAGGUGCAGGACGCUUGGGGCACUGAGAUGGUCCUCAGCGACAAGGUGGGCGACCUCUUCGAGCCAACGGCACCGCAAGUGGAACGGCAAUUGUACAUGCAUCUGCACCUCAAGACUAUCCCAGCCACAGCGUCUCAGCCGGACUCAAGUGGUGCGCUGCCGGAUGUGUAUGACAUAGAAGCGAUUGAUGACGAUGAGGAAGACGGCUACGUGCGCAUUGACCGGCAAGGCUUCAAGAUUCCCCCGAUACCAACCAAGCUGCCUCAGAAGCGGCCGUCUCCUGUCGUAUUGGUUAACAGCUCUUCGCCUGAGGAAGCGCCGCCGGCUAAGCGUGUCCGAGAGAACCCCCAGGCUCCAACGCCCCCAACUUCGAGCCCGCGGAACGCGUUCUCCUUCCUCAAUGGCGCCCAGGCUCCUCACAAGAAAGCGGAAAAUUGGUCGAGAGAAGAAGAUGAGCUUCUGAUGCAGGGUAAGUGUCUGCGAUGCGCAUGUCGUCAUUUCUCGCUGCAUCACCACCUUGUCUCACAUCGCUAAAUUUUACGCCCUGUAGGUAUCAAAGAGAACCUCUCGGCAAGGCGCAUGAACGAAGCCUUGAUGCCGAGUCGAUCUGCAGGCGCAAUCAGAGGACGAAAGACAUACUUGAAGAGAAAGCUCGAGCAGCAGCGCAACACCGAGCGUCUGCGGACAGAUUCAGUCAGCGUGUCUCCAACGCAAUCUUCACAGGAGACCCGUGACCGGCCGCAUAAGAAGACGUCGACAGACCGGGACAAGAGCCCGGUCGUGCUUAUCGAUCGUGGGUCCAAUACUGACCACAAUACAUCCCGGGAUCAUCUCAUUCCGUCCACCAACGAGUCUGGCUCACGCGCAGCUGCUGUAAAAGAUACUCCUCGAGACCACGUCGACUCCCUUCUUUCAGCCAAAGGUCCAGGCCAAGCUCUGGGCGAUCUUCCGCUUCCGCCCGAGGGCCGUGUCGCUGCUGGGCCUGCAACGAAAGUCGAGGCCAGGCCCAAGUCUCACAAGAGGACCUUGGUGAAAGCGCCGGCGAGCAAAGCUGCUCCUCCACUGGUCAGGAAAAUCGAUCGGACGAGGAGGAGUGAACCAAACAAAACCCUCAUCCAUCAGCCUGUCCCCCUUUCAGACCAUACUUCCGCCCGGUCCACAUCAAAUGGAAACACCGAGUUGCCUGGAAACAAGACCUCCCAACCUGUGCCCAACAAGCCUGAGAAAGACUUCGAAGCCUCGCCUACGCAUCGCGAGACCAAUGGCUCCGGUAGCCCGAACUAUGCUCAUAAAGAGCCGAAGCAGUUCUACAAAAACAUCACCCCUUCUGAUCGCUAUGAUGUGGCGCGUGAAAUCGUUGGCGACAAUCCACUACGGAUUCGAAGAGAGAUGGAGGAUCUCGAAGCCAACGAGAAGAUGUUGAAUGCCGUCUUACGCCAAGAUCAACCAGAAAUCGAUAGGAUCAAUGCGAUGAAGCAAUAUCGGACUUCUCAAAGGGCGGUCGAGGACGGGCAAGAGCCUCCUACCCUCCACAACAGACUGCGAGGCCUCACCGUGCUCAAGACUUCGGUGGUCCACGAAGAAGCAGACGAAGAGUUCGGGCCUGAGAAUGAUUUUGGAGCACAGCUGGAAGAAGAACGCGCACGGGCUUCCUUGAGCCCCAUGAGGGCGGCCUUCAUGGAAGAGUCAUCCCAAUCGGAGCACUAUUCGUCAGACACCGAGAGCAUGAUACACGAUCGCGAGAUAGUAGAGGUUGAGGACGAACCCAGUGUCACCGCGCAUUGCCGCGCCCCGCCGGCACCGGCACGCCAGGCCCAUGGAAGCAAAAAAGCCGCGUGCACGGAGAAGAAGCGAGCUGCUAGACUCACUCGUCGAUCCCGUGCCGCAGACAGACGUAGGAGCAGCAUGUCCGUAUCGUCCAAGAUGAGCGUCUCACGCGCCGACACCUCCAGCGUAGCUGACGCCGGAGAUGCGAGAAUUUCCGACCAAGGACGGACUCCGGGCCAAUGGGGAAUGCUUUUGAGCGACGCGACCUUUCCGGUCAGCGCGCACGAAGCGUCAUCUCGUCGCGAGAAGAGGAUGGAAUCAGAAGAAAUUGUGUACGGCGUGAGUGGAGACGAGACAGAUGCAUAG